This is a messenger RNA of Protomyces lactucae-debilis, 1773 nucleotides long. RefSeq lists its product as uncharacterized. The record is from RefSeq and is a predicted model, not a curated record. The transcript has a single exon. Bases 1 to 1773 code for a protein of 590 amino acids. Lineage: Eukaryota; Fungi; Ascomycota; Taphrinomycetes; Taphrinales; Protomycetaceae.
AUGACCUCUACAUCUGCGAAGUCAAUCAGGAUGCAAGCUUUCCCAGUGUCGUAUGUUGACACUGGGACAUCAGGUACUACUCGAGCUUACUUUCUUUAUUCUGGCGGAACUCUGCGAGGCGGCUAUUUACCAAGGAAGCGUCAAUUUGCCCCUGAUGAAUUUGUCAUCGGCUUUGACGGCAGUGGAAAUAUGAUUGCCGGGACUAGUUCGGACGUCACAACACCCCUCGAUUCUUCAAAUGUUGUUGUGGCAACGUCGUCUACUUCAGCUACUUCAUCGAGCAUAACAAUUGGCGUGCCUACCUCUGUAACAGAUGUCUCCGUCACAGUUGGCGUCUCGACCACCGCUGCGUCAGAUUCAAGCACCACAGUCGUCUCCACCACUCCUGCUGCAACAGGUUCAACGAGCGCUAUCGUUGUGCCGACGAUUCCUACAUCUGACUCAACGAGUGCAGUCGUUGUGCCGACAGUCCCACCCGCAGUUUCAUCCCCUUCGGCUCCUUCGACAGCUUCAGGCACCUUACCUACGGCUGUCUUCUCAUCAGCUCCUGUAACGGUCUCGGUUCCUCCUAUCGCCACAUUGCCCGCGGCCACCGCUACCACGACCUAUCAGCUUUCUGCGGCAGGCACGCCCCUUGUAUGCUCUGACACGGUGAUCACACUUGCUCCAGCAGCAACCUUUGCAGCAUCUCUUAUCACCAUCGACAGCAAUGGUGUUUUGGCUUGUGGUGGCAAACAGGCCUACUUGAAACUUCAGGCGCCACCAUCGCCGAACUAUGAUGUUGUCUUGUUCGUGCCUCCGCCUCCUACUGGUCAAGGUAUCCAGCCGGGCUACUUUUCACUUGCGACUGGCAGCCUCGUUGCACAAUUCACACCCUUCAUGCGUCGUCGUCGACGUCAAGUGGCCUCUCUUCCCGUCGGUCUUGGCCCUGGUGGCACGCUUAUUGCUGGUCUAAACGUUGUUCCCAUCACAGGCACUCCUAUUGGCAGCUCUUCUAGUGCGGUGGGCUCGGGGUCAGUACAAGUUCCGACGGUGCCUGUCUCGUCUUCUGCUGUGGCAGCCUCGUCGUCGCAAAGUGGCAACAACGGUAUUGCACCCGUUGCAAGCACGCCUGUGACGGUCACGAGUACAGUGACUCUCACUGUUCCUGGCACGACGCAGACUGUCAUUGCUGUUCAGAUUCUCAUCAAUGGUCUUCCCUUCUUGGGCCCUGGCUCUGGCGCCAAUGGUUUAGCUGCUGGACCUGGUCAAGUGGCUGUGGUGGUCUCUAUUGGUAACGUUCUGGUGGCUGUCUCUGUUGGUGGCGUUGGCCCUGUUGGCGCAACCAUCGUGUCUGGUGCCCCUGCUCUGGGCGGUGUGGCACCCGUCAUUGUCAAUGUCGUCACGAUAGUUGCUCCUGUUGUUGUCGUCUCUGGUGGAUCUGCCGUCACGACUUUGACCACUGUUUCAGGCUAUGUGGCUAUUACUGCUGGUGGCGCUGGACUUCUCCCUGGUACCGGCGCUGUCACGCUUGUGAACGCGGCGCCUGCCGUGACUGUGGUUGCCACUCAGACCAUUGUGGUUCCUUCCGUCAAUGCUGCGGGCGUCACUGUAUUGCCAGCUGCUGGCGCUGCUGGUGUCGCUGGUGUCAUCGUGCCAGCGUCUGCAGUACCUGGUGUCGCUGCGGUCGCGGCUGCAGCUGGAGUUCCUGCAUCUCCUGGCGCGGCAAGCAAGGCCGUACCUGCCAUGAUCGCCGGUCUUUGUGCACUGGCUGCGAGCGUGAUCAUGCUGUAA